Messenger RNA from Hydractinia symbiolongicarpus, 2637 nucleotides. RefSeq lists its product as uncharacterized. Gene Ontology annotation, molecular function: ubiquitin protein ligase binding; tumor necrosis factor receptor binding. Gene Ontology annotation, biological process: regulation of canonical NF-kappaB signal transduction; positive regulation of JNK cascade; protein K63-linked ubiquitination. NCBI's taxonomy places the organism in Eukaryota, Metazoa, Cnidaria, Hydrozoa, Anthoathecata, Hydractiniidae. Gene Ontology annotation, cellular component: plasma membrane signaling receptor complex; cytoplasmic side of plasma membrane. The transcript has 5 exons. Bases 268 to 1641 code for a protein of 457 amino acids. The record is from RefSeq and is a predicted model, not a curated record.
AGAAUAUUAUAUUUAAUGUUGCAGGUUUUUACUUAAAAUAAUUUGAAUUUUAUCACAAAGGAAUGAACUGACUAGAAGCGUUUUAGAUUUUUUAUUUUUUUCAUAUUGCGGUUAAAAUAAUUAUGUGAACUAGACCUGCUCUAUUAGAAAAUAAUGAAGUUAACAGAGUUAAAAACUAAUUUUGAGUUCAUAAAUUAAAAAUUAAUUAAAUUACCAAAUCAACAAAAAUCCACUUGCACCAUUUUUUUUAGUUGAAGUAAGUAAAACAUGGCGGAAGAAGGUUACGAUGUUGAAGCAGUCAGCGAUACUUCACAUGAUAUGUAUUGUGUUAUUUGUUUGAAGUUGAUGAGAAAUGCAAUACAGAUGAAUUGUGGCCAUGGAAUGUGUGACGCUUGUUUUCAUAAGUUGGUUAAAUAUGCUAAAGAGAGAAAAGUUUCUUUGGUUUGUCCAUCUUGUCGAAAGGAAAUUAUUGAAAACAAGGUGUUUCAAGUACCAAUGUUUGAUCGAAUCAUUUUGGCGUUGCAAGUAAAAUGUGAAAACUCAAAGAUGGGAUGUGAUUGGAUUGGUGAAUUGGGAGAAAUGGAGAUACACAAAGCUGCAAAUUGUAACUUUCAAGCUCGAGCUCAGGCUAUCGCAAACGUUAAAAUUGAGACCUGUCCCAAUAUUAUACCUAAACAUAAAUCAAAAGGAGCUGAUAUUUGUGGAACAGAAGGUAAAUUUUAUAUCAUCCGACCAGAUAUUGGUUACUAUCUUCGCUCAUCGAACUUCAAUCAAGGAACCGAUCUUGUCACCUACAAAUUGCAUGAUCGUUGUAAGGGAGAGCACUAUUUAUCAACUGGUGGAAAAUUUUACAUUAUUCAAGGUGAUAAGUAUCGUCGUGUUACCAACAUGAAUUUGGACAAAGGUUCAACUUCUUAUUCUCUUCAUCCUAACUGCAAAGGUGGUGAUGUGUAUUUGUGUGCAGGUGAUCAAUUUGUUAUCAUUUCCUUUGAAACUGAAAUUUGUCACGUCACGUCUAAUAUGAAUAACGAUGAUAAAGCUUACGACAUUGCCAUUCCCGAAGAUAUCAGAGAUGCAUUGUAUCAUUGGGGUGGUAGAGAUAAGAGUUAUUGUUUAAAGCAGUCUGGUGCCGAAGUUGAAUAUUGUAGAUAUAAAGGAUUUGAUGGGAAGAAAGAAGAUAGUUAUCCAGUUCAUCACAAUGUGAUGUGUUUUAUUCCUGGUGGAUUGGCUGUUGCUUUUGGUGCAUCUGUUGCAUUCUGGAAAUGUAUCCAUUCAGAGAAGAAUGAAACAAAUUCAUCUAGAUUAUGGUCAAGUAUGCUAGAUCGCAAGGAUGGAUUUCAUUAUGAAAUGUUAGGAUUGGAUGAUUUUGGAUUUGAUCUUUGUUCGAAAGCAGUGCGAAUUCAAUUUUUAGAUGAUUUUAAAGAUGACGAAUUCAUCACAAAUUUUCUCAAUAAAAAUAGUUGGCAUGGAAUGAAACAAGUGAAAGAAUCAGUUCGUGUCCGCAUCCAUGCUGGAGAUGAAAUUCAUGUUUGGCAAUAUGUUGUUGGAUUUAAAAAUGUUACUGAUCUUUUCUUUACCCCCUUUGUAACAAUUACUGAUAACAAUGAGAUUCCAACACAGCAAGCCUUGUACGAAUUAUAGAUUAUACAGUUGGUUGUUCGUGACGCGUAUUUAUUUUGGUCUUCUGUAGAACAAAGUAUCUUCACUGGAUAUAUAUUCAUAGAAGUUCUUUCUUGUUCAAGCAAGUUCACACGUUUUAGAAUUUGUUAUUUUUAUUUAUCAUAGAUUUUGUUGUCUUCUGAUAGAUAAGUGAAAGCAUAUUUAAAUUAUGAAAUAAAUUUUUGCCAGUUCUUUUUAUCUCUGAAAAAGUUAUUACCAUGGAUAUUUAUUUAUCAAAAGUGUUAUCGUGUAUUUCAUAUUUAUAUUUUUACGAAGUGGAAAUAUUUUACUGUGUAUAUAAGAUUUCUAUAAGAGUGAAUGACCACGUUUAAUACUUUUUUCUAAAUUGUCACUUUUGUUUGUAUCGUCAUUGUUGGUAAAAUCUGAUGUCUUGCACAUUAUUAAACAGAUCUAUAAUGAUCCGCUUUUUUGUGUGUGUUUUCGAUCAUCGAAAAGAAAGACACAAUCACACAUGGGCUUUUUUGUAGACAAUUUUUUUUCCCUUCUCUUUUUUUUUUUGAUUUGUAAGGUCAAAACUGUUAAUUUUUUAGUUACACAUCUGUUUUCAGAAUGUGAUUGCUUCGUCUAAAAAAUUAAAUUAAAACAGAACCUUAAGGACUAGACAGUUAUGUGAAAAUUUGAAAUUAUUUUGUAAAAACAAGUCUUCUGGUGUAUGUCAGGUUUUCGAUUUCCAUAUUUUUUAAAAAUGUUAUAAUUUUCUCUAGUGGUUGAGAAAAUUGCAAAAGAAAAUUGUUUAUCUUUUUACAAUGUAAUUUUUGAGUUUUUUUCAAACUUUUCUUCCAACUAUUAAUUUGUAAUGCUCUCCCAAGUUUUAAAGUAAUGAACCCAGCUUUGAGAACUAACAAAGAAAUGCAGAUAUUUUUUAAAUAGGAUUUUUGAUGAAAUUUGUACACAUCAAACCGAAACUAGUUGUAAUUUUAAAAUAUUUUAAGAAGAAUAAAGAGUAUGUAUGUGUUU